Molecule: messenger RNA, 2907 nt
Organism: Heterobilharzia americana
Lineage: Eukaryota; Metazoa; Platyhelminthes; Trematoda; Strigeidida; Schistosomatidae
Source: the annotation of a GenBank genome assembly
AUGGAUCAGAAUGCAUACCUCAACAUGUAUGCAUAUAUAACUGCUAUUAUAGAUAUUGAACGAAGUAAGGUUGAAAGUAGUGGCUCCUUAAAUAUAUGCGGUACUUCUCUAAUAACUUCAGUCAUCAUGAACAAGUCAUGCUUAAGCCUUAGCGAGUUUCAAACCGACCAGUACAUAGAUAUCAAAGAAAGGCUUGUGGCUUUGGAAAAGCUGUUAUCAGAUCCUUUUUCGGAUUGUUAUAUUGAACGGCUGCUUGAUAUAGUUGUGGCAUGCGUUACGGAAUGUACAAAAACAGUGAAAAGUGUGAAAAAUGAAAACAUGCUAUCUUUCUUACAAAGGUAUCUCAACAUAGCAAUGUGUUUGCAAUCAUAUCGUCGUAAACCUCAAGAUUUUUCGUUCAUCAGUUCUUUGGGUCAUGGGGCUUUUGGUCGUGUUCAACUCGUACGUGAAAUUACAACUGGUCGUGUAUGUGCAAUGAAAGUGUUGAAGAAAUCACGUAUGCUUGCACAACAUACAGAUUAUUGGGCUGAAAGGGAAAUUAUGUCACAUGGCGAAAGUCCAUGGAUUGUGCAGUUGUACUAUGCCUAUCAAGAUUUGAAAUACUUGUAUAUGGUUAUGGAAUAUGUACCAGGUGGUAAUCUUGUCAGUUGGAUGGAUGAAGUGGAAUACAUGUCAGAGGCUGCUUGUCGGUUUUAUGCAGCUGAAACAAUUCUUGCUUUAGCGGAUCUACAUGCAAUGGGAUUUAUUCAUCGCGAUUUAAAACCGGAUAAUUUAUUGUUAGAUGCUGGUGGCCAUUUAAAAUUGGCCGAUUUUGGAACUGCUGUACGCGUGGAUCCAGAAACAUCAUUAAUUCAUUGUGAUGCAGCUGUUGGAACACCAGAUUACCUUAGCCCAGAAGUUCUUUUGUCACAGGGCAUUGGUGGUGGAAGUUAUGGAUUCGAAGUGGAUUGGUGGGCAUUAGGCGUCGUUAUUUAUGAAAUGCUUUAUGGUGUUACACCGUUCUACUCAGAAACGCUGGUUAAUACAUAUGCAAACAUUAUGAAUCAUGUAAAUAGUCUAAAAUUCCCUGAAAAUGUCAAUGUUUCUGAAGCUUGUUUGAAUUUUAUGAAAAGUCUUCUUUGUGAUCGCACUGAAAGACUAGGGAGUCAAGCUCACUGUUUAUCCGAGGUGGAAGACUGGUCAUCCGUAACUCCACAUGCAUUAACAUUCUUAACGGCUGAAAGCGUGGCUGAAAGUAUAGUACCCAACGGUUCUCGUAGACUUAUAUGCCCAAGACCAUUUGUUGAUUCAAAACCACGCAUUCAUCAGUGGUGUUGGCUUUUGUGUCCCCCAUCAGGAACGAAUUCAAAGCUUGUACAGGAAUGGAAUUAUAAAUUCGAAUUGGAAACUAAAGAAUUGGUUGGAUUAUUUUCUGAAUGGCUUCGAGCUCCUCGUGGCCUUGGAGGACUGACAGAUGCAGUUUUAUCCAUUUUGGAUUUUUCAAUUUCGACUAUGAAAAGUAAAAAUAAGCAUAAGAAUUCUACCCCUUCAGGUAAAGAAAAACAACAUUCUCAAGGAUCAGGUUGUAGCAGUGUUGGGUCAACUGAAGUUGAUUCGGAACCCGAUGAAUGUCCCUCCGCCACUUUACCCAACCAGAUGGAAACUUCGACCCUUUACAAGGAGGAAAAAGCAGAUUUUCAAUCACAGGAAGCUGAACGUUUUUCACAUCCAUGGUUGCCAUUUGUCUAUCAUAUACAAGAUUAUUAUGCUGUGGUCGGGCCGUUACGCUCCGCUCCAAGUGCAUUAAAUCAUGAAUUAAUAUCACUUAACUCAUGUCGUAAUUGGUCUGGCCAUUCCAAAGCCAGAGAUCAUCCUUUGUUGAGAUUGGAUCGUCCUAUGUUUGUUAGUUUGUCGGAAAUUGUCCGCGAUGCUGUGGCUUGCUUGCCCAAUGGGGAAGGCACUCGUGCAGAUAUUACUGUACUUGUACAGAACAGUGGCUUUUUAUUACCGAAUACUAACCCACGCCAGUUGCAACAGUGUGUCAGUUCGGCGUUGGAUCGUUUGCAAGGAGAAACAUCUGAUCCAUCGGUUUAUUUUAACAGCGAUCGUCGAAUGUGGAUCUAUCGUCAUCGAAAUCGGUCUGUUGAGCAAUUUGCUGAACUGCAUGAAGCCAGAUGUGCUGUCUAUGAAACUAAGAAAAUUAUUCAACGCGGUGGUAAUGCGACCUCUGUGAAUAGUAUUAGCAAACGUCCAAAUCAGUUUAAUCCUGAAAAGCAUUCUGUUUACCUAAGUAAACACAAUAGCUUACGGGAUAGUUCUUCUAGAAUCUCUAGACGAUAUCAGUGUAGUGGAGGAAGACAAAUCCAAUCAGGAUAUGUUAGUCGAGAUUAUGGAUAUAUGGAAUUAAGUGGUGGUUAUUCACUGAAUGAAGAUGAUGAUCAUAUCCCAGAUAUUGAAGAAUUAGAGGCAGCUGAUGAAAUCAAUAUGACUGAAUAUAGUUGUACAUCGGCGAGUGGUUCAAUGGAUCCCUAUGAAGUUGAAGUUCAUGAAGCUAAUAAUAACAUGGUUGAUGAUGAAGGUGAUAUAGAUAAAGUGAAUUAUGAAAAUGAAAUUUUGAGUGAUUGGGAUGAUGAUAAAUCUACCGACCGUACGGUCAGUUAUCCUACUAGUCAACAUGACAAUCAUGAUUUGACUAAGAGAGUUAGGUACUUGGACCCAUUCCAGUCAAGAAGUCCAACUUCGUUUAUCAUGCCAUCACAUAAUCGUUCGCAGGCAACCUCUGCUCAUAAUGAUACAAAGCAUUCAAGAUCUCAAAACUCUGCUUUUUCAUCUGAUUCGAAAAGGCGGUACACAAAUUAUGAUGGUAGUGAUGCUCAGUUUGAAGAUUAUGUCAUUGACAAUGAAGGGAUUGAUGAAGAAUAUUUUUAA